This is a messenger RNA of Symbiodinium necroappetens, 2129 nucleotides long. NCBI's taxonomy places the organism in Eukaryota, Dinophyceae, Suessiales, Symbiodiniaceae. The record is from the annotation of a GenBank genome assembly.
GGCGCGGUUGGCAGUUCGCGAAGUCACCGGACUUCCGCAAGAGAUGCCGGACCUACACGCCCCCGAAGCAGGAGCCAGAGCCCGUGGAGGACUUCAUCGGUCUCUGCACACGGAAGUAUGGCUCCAUGGUGGCUGCGUGGCGCUUUGGCCUCGAUCCGACCGGCAGUGGAUCGCUGAACUUCAACGAGUUCUGCAACGCCGCCCGUCGGACUGGCUACAGGGGAAGCCUCCGCAGCUUGUGGGCCGAGCUGUGUGGAGAUCGCAACUUGCUGCGGCUCAAGGACCUGGACUUUGAGAGCAGCGAAGCCGUGACCCGUUUCUUUGAAACCAUCCACCUCACUUACGAGGACUUAGCAACGGUGUGGGUAGAGAUUUUCAAGAAGGACCCGUAUGCCAGCCUUUCCAUGGAAGACCUGUCGGCAGGCUGCAAGGCCUUAGGCUUUCCGGAGGAUCUUGUGGAAACGCUCUUCCUCGGCCUUCAUCCUAACCCAGGCCAGUCCGAUACGCUCUUCCUCUGGGACCUGGAAGACAUGUUCGUGACCACUCGGCGCCUCUGGGAGUUGAAGAAGCCGAAGUCCUUGCGAAGGCCCGUGAUGCCAGUGGGAACGUCCCUGCUCGUGGCAGCAGAGGUCAAGCUGAAGCCGGAGGAAGACAACGAGGAAAAGGUCGAAGACAUCUUGAAGCACGAGUUGACGCCACAGCUGGUACGAGAGGCCAUGGCAAGGGACUUCGUGUCUACAGCCGCCUGCUGGGUCACGGAGUUGGACUGGAGAGGCCGAGGCUCCGUGACGUCUCAGCAGUUCUUCGAGCUGAUGCACCGGCUUGGAUGUGCAGGCAAUCUUCGGAAGCUCUGGGCAGAGCUGACUGGCGACCGAGGUGUCCUCCGCUUCAUCGACAUCGAUGCAAAGGCUCAGAAGUUGCUGGAGGCGUGCCGCAGGGAGCUGCUGCAGAACCAUGGAACUUUGAUGGAUGCCUGGUACAAAGGAAUUGACCCACACGACCUGGGCAUUGUGGACCUCGAGGACUUCAGGACCGCCUGCGAGCAAGUGCUGCCGACGUUGAAGCCGAAGGAGGUGGCGACCUUGUUCGGGUACCUCUUGGCUCGGCACGGGCAGCGUUCCCUGCGCAAGGAGGACCUUAAGGCCCUCCUCAUUGGCGUGGCCCCAGAAGAGCGCGAGGAAGCUUGGGGCGAAGGAAUAGAAGCGGAGAAACCAGUGUCCGUUGAGGAUCAAGCCCGUCUCAUCGACAGCGCCGAGGGCUUCAAAGCAAUGCUCCUUGCGAAACAUGGCAGCUUCUUUGCUGCAUGGGUCUAUGCCCUCGACAGGGAGAGAAAUGGCUUUGUGGCGAAGCAGGAUUUUUCGCUGAUCUGUCGACGACUUGGCGUGCAGAGAGUUUCCUACCUAUGGCGCGAGUUCAUGCAGGGCCAGAAAGGUGGAAUCCUCACCUUGGAGAUUUUCGACGCAGAGACUGCGCAGUCUUGGUCGGAGCUGCACCAGCUGCUGCUGCAGGCCCAAACAUGUGCCGAUAUGUCGCACAGUUGCAUAGACUCUUUGGAUUCCGUGAGGGCUGCUGAUGACCAAGCUGCUGCUUCUGCUGACCCCGCGGCUGAGAGUGAGCACUUCUCCCCUGAUCCAACGGCUGAACCAUCAGCUGAUGCAUCGGCUGAUCCGCCUACAGAUCCUCCUCCUGGUCCUAUCACUGACCCGAGAGCUGACGCGGUGGCUGAUCUGGCGGGUCCUGCAGACGGACCCGAAGCAACGCUGGAUUUGGCCACGCUACCAGCUCCUGCCAGCAAUUCGAGGACGCCAUUGCCCAGCCUCAAGGAGGGUUGGAGAGUGGCUUUCGACCCUCAACACAUUCGGCGCGUGGGCAGGCAGCGCUUCUUCGAGGGCUGCAAGUCUCUUGGCUACCCCAAGGACGCAAAUCGCCUCUUCGACGUGCUGCGUCCGGAUCCCCACCGCGAGUACUUGGUGUUCGAGGACAUCGUCGGAGACCUCAACCCGAACGACUUCGCUCUUCGCCUGAAUCCGGACGGAGUUCCUUUCGCCAAGGACCGAUAUCGGACCCUCGAGGAUGAAGAGGGCAAAAGACGUUAUUGGAUGACGGUGUGCUGUCCCGGGCAAAGAUAA